GGAAGGGCCCGUCAGCUUCCGGCCGGUACCGCUCCGCCGGGCGCCUCCUGGGAGCGGCGGGGCCCCGGGGGGGGUCCUGGGGGCGGCCCGGCCCGGCCCGCUCCGCCGGGUCCCCGCGCUGCCCUGCCUCUCCCUUUGUCAAGCACCGAGGGGCUCCCCGCGCCGCCGCCUCCCUUCUGUCAGCCGCCGAGCCCCCCCCCCCAAAUUCCCGGGGCCCCCUCGGUCAGGCCCUGGGUGUCCGUCUCCCCCCCCCCCCGAGGAAAGGCGGCCCUGUGAGGGCACCGGCCGUCUCUGCGCGGGGACUGUGGUACCCCGCCCCGCUCCUUCUCCCCUCAUCAUCCUUCCAUACCCCCCCUUCCCGCCGGGGUCGGGCUGGCUUUCUCCAACCGGCCGGGAGACGGGAUCAGCCCCAGGGUUAUGCCCCUUCCUGCCUUCCAGGGGCAUCGCACAGGGCUGCCAGGCGGUCGUAAACCGUCCCCGGGUUCUCCGUCCCGCCCCUGUUGGUGUUGCUGAGGUUAGCCCUGCUCCCCCGGCAAGUUUUUGUGGCAAAGGCCUCCCCGGGCCCGCUCGCCUUCGCUAGCGAGCAUGGAGUUCGCGGAGCUGAUCAAGACCCCUCGAGCGGACAACGUCGUCCUGCAUCGCCCGUUCUACCUGGCGGUGGAGGGGACUCUCUGCUUGACUGGCCAUCAUCUCAUUUUUUCAUCACGGCGACAAGAUAACGCUGAGGAGCUGUGGCUGCUGCACUCCAACAUUGAUUCUAUUGAAAAAAGGUUUGUGGGCUCAUUGGGUACCAUCAUUAUAAAAUGCAAAGAUCUGCGAAUUAUUCAGCUGGAUAUACCUGGAAUGGAGGAGUGUUUGAACAUUGCUAGCUCUAUUGAGGCGCUUUCCACUCUGGAUUCUGUCACUCUCAUGUAUCCCUUCUUCUACCGGCCCAUGUUUGAAAUCGUUGAAGAUGGCUGGCGCUGUUUUCUGCCUGACGAAGAAUUUGAGCUCCUCAGUUCAGCGACAGAUGAAUGGCGUCUAAGCUGCAUCAAUAAGGAAUUCUCUGUCUGUCCCUCCUACCCUCCGGUUGUCAUUGUCCCCAAAUCCAUCGAUGAUGAAGCGCUUCGGAAAGUUGCCAUGUUUCGCCAUGGCAGUCGCUUCCCAGUUCUCAGCUAUUACCAUAAGAAGAAUGGGAUGGUCAUGAUGCGAAGUAGCCAGCCUCUUACAGGUACGAAUGGGAGGCGGUGUAAAGAAGACGAGAAGCUUAUUAAUGCCACGCUACGGCCCGGCAAGCGUGGCUACAUCAUUGAUACGAGGUCCUUGAAUGUUGCCCAGCAGGCCAGGGCCAAAGGAGGGGGCUUUGAACAAGAAGCGCACUAUCCCCAGUGGAGGAGGAUUCACAAAUGUAUUGAGAGGUUUAAUAUUCUGCAGGAAAGCCUCAUCAAACUUGUGGAAGCUUGUAAUGACCAGUCGCACAAUAUGGACCGCUGGCUCAGUAAACUGGAAGCUUCCAACUGGCUGACUCAUGUCAAAGAGAUACUAACUGCAGCUUGUCUAGCUGCUCAGUGCAUUGACAGGGAAGGUGCAUCAGUGUUAGUCCAUGGGACUGAAGGAACUGAUUCAACACUCCAGGUAACUUCUCUGGCACAGAUUAUCUUGGAUCCAAGGUGCAGGACCAUACGUGGCUUUGAAUCUCUUGUUGUGAGGGAGUGGCUGCAGGCUGGUCACCCUUUUCAGCAGCGCUGUGCCCAAUCAGCCUAUUCAAAUAGCAAGCAGAAAUGGGAGGCCCCAGUGUUUCUCCUCUUUUUGGACUGUGUGUGGCAAAUCCUUCGUCAGUUCCCUUGCUCUUUUGAAUUCAACGAACAGUUCCUCAUUAUGCUCUUUGAACAUGCUUACGCUUCACAGUUUGGGACUUUCCUGGGAAACAACGAAAAUGAAAGGUCUAAACUGAAGCUGCAGCAAAAGACUAUGUCCCUGUGGUCCUGGGUGAACAGGUCUGAAGAGCUGAGCAAAUUCCAGAAUCCUCUUUUUGAGGCCAACAGCCUUGUCAUCUGGCCUUCCGUUGCCCCACAGAGCCUGCAGCUCUGGGAAGGUGUCUUUCUUCGGUGGAACAGGCCUUCCAAGUUCCUAGACGAAGCCCAUGAAGAAAUGAUCAGCAUUAUAAAAUACAACAAGGAACUUCAGGCAAAGGCACUGGACUGGGGUGUGGGAGACUGAAGUCCUGGUCCUGCCACUGCCAUAGGUUGCUGGUGUCAUCUCAACACACCAGCGGAGGUCUGUUUGCCCUCACUGCAAGGCUGGAUCCAUGGUGUCCUUCCUGAGAGCAGCCAUGGAGUCACGCUAGAGGCUCUGCUCUUCCCUUUUCUUUCAUUUGUUGGCAGACUCCUCAGCCUGGAAAUGUGAUUGCUGAGGUGAUGAUAUGAUGGAGGUCUAAGGUAUAUGGCAUGGAGAAGGUAAGGAACAACAAUUUGCUUUGCCUCAUACAAGAAUUAAGGUGCACCAGAUGAAAUUAUCAGGUGGCACUUGAAACAAUAGAAGGUGCUGUUUGGCAGGUUGUAUGGUUCAGCUGGGGAGCUUAUGGCCAUGGGACGUCAUAGAUGGCAAACAUGGUAUGGGCUCAAAAAGCAGCUAAACAUGGAAAAGAAAAAUCCAUCAAGGGUUAUUUAUCACAAAGACAUCAGCCGUGAUUCAAAGUCCCUGAGCAAUAAGGUAUCAGGGAAGUAUAGCUGUUAGAUUUUCCUGCACGUACUGUGCCCUCGCUGGCUGCUGGUGGCCUUUGAGACAGCAUGCAGGAUUCAGAUGACCCUUUAGUUUGACUCAGUUGGCUGAAGCUACUGCAGAGUCUAUAGCAGAUGGAGUGAUACUGCUGAUACUUCCAUAGCUUUGCUUCCCCAGGGGCUUUAAAUGCAUUUUUCGAGGCUCUGCAGUCGAACAAGAGAGUUCUUUGUGUUUAUUUUCCUACUGUAGCUUUCCCUCUUUUAAAGAGAGACAGCUGGUUUUGUGAAUGGUACUUAACAGUUCUUUCAAACUCAAUUAGGCACUUGGGAGCCAGGAGUUGCAAGCACUCGGCUUCUAUAGUGAGCAAAGGAUUUUCCCCCCUGCAGCUUCUGUUAUACCAUCAUUUUCCAAGAUGUCCACACUCUGUGAGCUGAGGUUUUAAAAACUGGCCAUUUGUUAGUGUCUGAAAGCCUUGGAAAUAGUGGCCAGUCCUGCUUUCUUUGCUCUCCUAACUUUGAAAUGCUCUGAAACAAUUUAAUUCAUCACUUCCCUUUUAAUCGAGGGGAAAGAAAAAAAAUCAGGCUCUGUCCCAACCCUGAACUGACUUGAAUCUUGUGUCUACAACAAAUGCCAGGGAUUUUUUUGGCAGGCUUGACAACAAACCGUUCUUGCAUUUGAAAUGGCUGGACAGUGAAACUAAAGUGCUUUUACCUUUUGUAUAAGUGCAUAUCAGGGCGCAGUGUUUUGUGUAGGGUCUGCUGCUCAUGCCCUGUAGCUGUGCCCACGUACUGCCCAGCCAGGCAUUAAGUGAUGUGAUUAACAGCUGUCACAUGUGGUUGACUCUGCCUCUGAUCUCUAGGCUGGGGAGAUCUGUGUGUGCAGUGGAGGGUUUUAUUUUGCUAGCAGAGCUCUGUGAAAGGUUUCCCUCCCAGGAAAUUGUUUCUGAUACUUUAAUGUUGGUCUUUGUCCUGACUGAAAAUUAAGACCUCAAAAAAAAAAAGUAUACACGCAUAUUUUUCUAUGACACUUUUUUCUUGAUUUAGUUAAGCUUGCCAGAGUAUUUCCUUUAGGUACCUUUAACAAAAGCAUUUUAAUAUUUCAGGAUUCCUUUUUGGGCUGCUGAGCUAAAGGUUCCAGCUCACUGAGCUGUAUGCUCAGAGGGGCCUGGGAUACUUUAUAUGUUUUAUUUUCAUGCUCUGGACUCCUGCCCAGACAACGUCUCCCAAGAGCAGGACACUGCCAUGAGAAACAGAGCUGAGCUGGGUUAAUGCAAGCACGUAAGAAUGACCAUGCUGGUCAGAGCGAAGGUAUAAGCAUCUCCAUGCUUGGUCUCCAGCAACCAUCAUCAGUGGGUAUUUAAGGAGAGAAUAUAGGGAAUGGGAUACUUCCCAGACUCCACUCAUAAGCGGUUCAAUGACUUCUUGAGACAGAAGUUACAUCUGGAUUGUCAUGUUUAAUACUCACUAUGGAGCUAUCUUCUGCAAAUUGUCUCUUGAAUCCAUGUUCCCUUUGGGACUUGGUGAUCAAGCACUUGGUUCUCCUAUUUAUUUUGGAAAGGCUACAAAUGUAUGGCACCUAAAGCUGCAGUCCCAGCAGGCAAACAGUGGCCUGAAGUCAUGCAACUUAAUGCUGGUGUGACUUGAAACACUUUGGAUUUAGUUCAAGAAAAUGCUGACUUUUGAUUAAGGGGAAUGAAAAGAAAAUUGAAUGAUUUAGGCAAAAAUCCCCUUAUUGCCCCAAGGACUUUUUUUUUUUUUUUUUUUUUUUUGCUGAGAUUGCUCUUUCUGUGGAUGGAAAAUUCCCAACCUGCUUGAGUUGGCAAGCUCUUGUUUUUAGCUAAAGCAUAUGCUGAUAUAUGUUUGUAUCUUGCUCCAACAAAAAGCUGUGGAAAAAUAAAGAGCAGAAGGCAGCCUGCAGUUCCCUUCCCCAUUCUGACAGUCCUCAUUCUGCCAGUGGGGGUGAUGGAAAAAUGUCAAUUACAGUUCAGUCUGCAGGAAUGACAGCAAAAUGAUACUAAUUAAAAAAAAGAAAUAUAGAAUUCCAACUCUACUACCUGUCCUACAGGGAACUUCACUGUAAAUGCAGAAAGAUCCUGAAAAGUUCAUCUACAGCACCCAGUGCCUGAGACACAUCAAAUAAGGAAUAAACUGCCUUUAUUUCAAUAAAAGCACUAUUAAACUUCAAGAGCAAAGUUUUUAGACUCAUCAUGCUAGAUUAUAAAGAUUAUCUAAUAAUUUUAUAUGGAAAAUGGAAUUCUUAAAUACUUUUGCCUCUCCCUAGCUCAUAACGCAAUGCCUUAUUACCCUCAAGCAAAGGGAAGAAAUUCUUAAGCCGAUUUUUCACUGACACUCUGCAUGCUACUGCUAGCUGCUCUGCUCAAUCUUAACAGCUGUGAGAGGCUGCUGAGUCUGUGGGAAAGGUGUCUGCCUGUUCUUGGACGCAUCAAGCAUGCUCCUAGCACUUGAUAAAUGAUUUUGCAGCUGUGGUAACAGCUCCGCUUUGCAGAGAUGGCCAUUUUGGAUUUAAUUUUAAAUGCAUUUUAACUUUUCUGUACUGAAGUUUCCCUCCAAGGUCUUCUGCCAAAAGUCAGCUUUAUUUUAGAGUGAAAGUUUUGAGGUUAAUUGAACAGGGCAUUUUGGAGAUGAGGGAUUUAAGUCCAUGAGACCUUGCAAAUUUCAUAAAAUGCACUGAUACGUUUUUAGCAGGCUUUUCUCAGGUCAAUUCAUGGAGGUUACACUCUUCAAGACCGAUGAAACCCAGUGGUUCCCUGGACCGUAAUGAGCUACACUGAGCAGUUGUGCAUCUACUCCCAGAUCUGGCAAGUUAUAGAUUUUACAGGGUUUGAGCCCCUGACAGGGAAGCUUUACAUUACAUUAUCAGAUGAAACCUGAGUCCUUUUCAUAAACCCACUAUUUAUUCUCCAAAGUCUAUUUAACAAGUGUGUUCAGUAAAUAGAGUUGGGAAAGUGGCUUUAACUUGAUUACACGGUUUUCCUCCUCUGCUUUGUUCCCUUGCAGGAAAUGACCCUGAUGAACGGCACGUCCUCUCAGGCUGUAACUGGCCUCAGCCAACCCUACCUGAGGCUGCUUCUUAGCCAGCUGUAGCAGUGGGAAGAGAGGAGGAAGAAACAGUGACACAGGACCCAUGAACAUCUGAAUAUUUCACAGUAAACUGUUUUCUGAGUAUUCAGUGUUUCAAGGCUGCUAUUUGGUGUUCGAGUUUCCAUCUCUUGGCAAAUGGAGGUGAUCUUCUGCCCUUCUUGUCCCAGAGUGCCCCGCUUGGUCAGUGCUGUGAUUUCUUCCCCUGUAGUGUCCAAUACUUGCUUCUGCCAUGCUGCUGAACUUAACCUUUUCUUAGCACAAGAGCGCAGGAGGUGGGUUCUUCUAUGUGUGGCAAUACUGUUUCUGCUGAUUACAGAGGCUGGUUUGCACUGACUAGUGAAAUAGUCCAGAGAGACCUUGUCUAUGGGGAGCCCUGUGAUGUCAUCCUUGCACAAAGAUGGCAUCAUCAGCUCUGCUACUGUAAGGUAGUGGAUGCCCUUGUCGCUCCUGUCCAGCUGUCUGUGAGGAAGGGACUGGGGUGAUGCAGAACCUUUCCUACUCAAUAAAUGUAGAUUGUAAUUAUAAAAGACUGUAUUUGUUGCCCUAUUCAUCUGAUUGACAGCUUUGUGUUUACUGGGUAAAAAGACUGUGUAUGCUGAUGCAUUUAUCAAGAAACUCUAAUCCAUCAGCACUCCAAGGAGAGUAAACCACCACACAGAUCAUGGUAGACCACUCUUUUUGGAUCAGAUGGUCACUUCCCACUUUCUUGGUUUCUGAGCUUCUUAGGAAGAUGCAUCAUUGCAUUGACAGUGAACCUAAGUUACAAAAAACGUGGCACAAAGAUGUUUUUCCAAAACCUUCUGGUUUGCAUUCCGUGGCUUCCAAACCUUCUCCCCAGUAUCAAGGGAUCCACCCAUACAUAAAUGUUGCUGGAGUGGCCUGCUUCCACUCAGCUGAGUGUCCCAACAACUGCAGUGGUUGCCUCUGAGUGGUGCAGCAGACGCUGCCAGCCUCAGAUGGACACUGUUUGGAUUGGAAAGUUCCACUGAAGUCUCCCCUUUCUCAUGAGGCUUGAAACCUCGCUGUGUUUUCAGGUAUGCGCUGGCUCAGGUAUGCACUGAACAAGCCAGCUAUUGCCAUGGAAGGCCAGAUCCAGAUGAACCUUGACAGAGGAGGGCAACUAAAUUCAUUGCAUUAAUGACCAUUGUUCUUUUGUGAUGUGUGAUAAACCUGGUGUGAGGCUUUAUCUGAAUUUUUAAGGUAGUCUGGUUUUCACGUCUCACAGGGUACAUUCAUUAAUGCUUACUGUGUUGCAACAUCUGCUCACCUCAAAGACCUGUAUGAGCUUGUUUUCAUAUGAGGUUGUGUGUUGUUUAGAAGGAUAGAGACCUUUAGGAAAGCAGGCCAUGAUUUACUGGACAGAGAAGACUUAACUAUGAACAAAAUCUCUUCUGCUGGCCUGAGAGCUGUUUGAUACACUGCUCCUGCUUAGACUGGAAACUCCUACUUGUCAUUAGCUGCAUUAAUUAUGCAUCUUGUUUCCAUAGACUAAUUGAAAUGAACACCUGUGUGGAAACCUGCACUGUCAAGGCCAGUAAGGAAGGAAGAAAAAUGGAUGGUGUGUGCACCCCAGACACUGUUAGCGGAUCUAGCUCUGCAAAAACAACUGCUAAGGGCAUAUAACACUUCCAUUCCGCCUUUGGUUUUGGCUGUGGUUACUCAUGUUUGUUACAGGAUGAAUGUAUUUGGCCUUUAUAGAAGCUGUGAAGGGCAGGGAGAUUGGUUGGGACUUACUGUUUCUGUU
This is a messenger RNA of Aquila chrysaetos chrysaetos, 7545 nucleotides long. RefSeq names its product myotubularin related protein 9 (gene MTMR9). The record is from RefSeq and is a predicted model, not a curated record. Lineage: Eukaryota; Metazoa; Chordata; Aves; Accipitriformes; Accipitridae. Bases 586 to 2199 code for a protein of 537 amino acids. Gene Ontology annotation, biological process: negative regulation of autophagy. The transcript has 12 exons.